Messenger RNA from Closterium sp. NIES-65, 1962 nucleotides. The record is from the annotation of a GenBank genome assembly. Lineage: Eukaryota; Viridiplantae; Streptophyta; Zygnematophyceae; Desmidiales; Closteriaceae.
AUGAGCAUUUUCACCUUUAGUCCUAGCCCAUCCCCAGACAUCGCAUUUGGACCUAUCGCCUUCCGCGUCCCCCACGCUUCUCCCCACCGUCUCUCGCACACCUCCCCACGCACGCGCCCACGCUUCCCCUCACCGUCGCCCACGCUUUCCCCCACCGUCGCUCACGCUUCCCCUUACCGCCACUCACGCUUCCUCUUGCCCCCCACGCUUCCCAACACCGUCGCUGAUGCCUUUCCCCACCUUCCCUCACAAAAUCCGCGCUCAUCACCCACGGUUCCUCCUACCGUCGCCCACGCUUCCCCCCACCGACGCCCACGCUUCCCCCCACCGUCGCCCACGCUACCCCCCACCGUCGCCCACGCUUCCCCCCAACGUCGCCCACGCUCCCCCCCACCGUCGCCCACGCUUCCCCCCAACGUCGCCCACGCUUCCCCCCACCGUCGCCCACCGCCACCGUCGCCCACCGCCAUUGUCGCCCACACUUGCCCUCCCAUCGCCCUCGCCUCUCACCCACCCUGGGCGGGGAGGUAUGGCGGGCUGGGCUGGGAGCUGGAGAAGGGGUCGGGACUCAUUCGCUGUGGGGUGUGGAAGGUUGCGUGGUCAGCAGCACCCACCCUUCUCUCUCUUGCUCUGACCUCCUCUCCUCUCUCGCACCAACCCCACACGCAUGGCAGGUGGUGGUGCGGCUUUGGAGCAGAGUGUUUGGCGCACAGCCCCACAGGCGCGUGCAGGCGGGCAGCAAGGAGUGCAGUGCUGCAUGAGGCGGGUCAGGGGAGCGGGGGAGGCGGGGCAGGGGAGGCGGUUGUUAGGGAGAGAGGGUGCAGGGAUCCUCCUAUCCCCCUUUCCACCCUUAUACCCUGCCACACUUUUACCUCCUGCCCUCCUCCCUUACUCCGUUCUGUCGUUCCCCCACAGUCGUCCUCCUCUCCCUCUCCCUUCCUCCCUUCCUCCAUCUCUCUGCCUCACUACCCUCUUUACCCUCUCUGUUGCCCGUCCUCCCUUCCUCCCAUCCUUCCUUCCUGCCAUUCUUCCUCUCCUCAUCCUCCAUCAAUCCAGCCCCCCGUCCCCCUUCCAUCUCCCACUCUCCCACUCCCUUCCUCACACCAACCCUGCUCCUCCGUUCCACCCUUCUACCUUCCCCCUUGUACCCUGCCGCACUUUUUCCUCUCAUCCGCCCAUCAUCAAUCCGCCCAUCAUCUUAUCCGCCCAUCCUCUCAUCCGCCCAUCAUCUCAUCCGCCCAUCAUCUCAUCCGCCCAUCAUCUCAUCCGCCCAUCCUCUCAUCCGCACAUCCUCGCAUCCGCCCAUCCUCUCAUCCGCCCAUCCUCUCAUCCGCCCAUCCUCUCAUCCGCCCAUCAUCUCAUCCGCCCAUCCUCUCAUCCGCCCAUCAGCUCAUCCGCCCAUCCUCUCAUCUGCCCAUCCUCUCAUCCGCCCAUCCUCGCAUCCGCCCAUCCUCUCAUCCGCCCAUCCUCUCAUCCGCCCAUCCUCUCAUCCGCCCAUCCUCUCAUCCGCCCAUCCUCGCAUCCGUCCAUCCUCUCAUCCGCCCAUCCUCCCAUCCGCCCAUCAUCUCAUCCGCCCAUCCUCUCAUCCGCCCAUCAUCUCAUCCGCCCAUCCUCUCAUCCGCCCAUCCUCUCAUCCGCCCAUCCUCGCAUCCGCCCAUCCUCUCAUCCGCCCAUCCUCUCAUCCGCCCAUCAUCUCAUCCGCCCAUCCUCUCAUCCGCCCAUCCUCUCAUCCGCCCAUCCUCUCCAUCCGCCCAUCCUCUCAUCCGCCCAUCCUCGCAUCCGCCCAUCCUCUCAUCCGCCCAUCCUCUCAUCCGCCCAUCAUCUCAUCCGCCCAUCCUCUCAUCCGCCCAUCCUCUCAUCCGCCCAUCAUCUCAUCCGCCCAUCAUCUCAUCCGCCCAUCCUCUCAUCCGCCCAUCAUCUCAUCCACCUAUCCUCUCACCGUCGCCUACGCUUCUGCCUUAG